Molecule: messenger RNA, 762 nt
Organism: Symbiodinium sp. CCMP2592
Lineage: Eukaryota; Dinophyceae; Suessiales; Symbiodiniaceae
Source: the annotation of a GenBank genome assembly
AUGCAGAGGGCGGCCGCUGGUGGGCUGGACGUGGCAGAGGAGUUCGCCAUCUUGGGGGCGCUCGGACAGCACCCCAACGUGGUUCGGGCCUUCGGCGUUCUGACGAGCUCUCUCGGAAAAACCGCUUUGCUCCUCGAGAGGGCGACCGAGAGCCUGCACGACAUGGCCUGCCGGCUCCAGGCCGACCGACUGGAAACUUCGCCGGCCGGGAAGGGCUCUCUGCUGCAGCUCUUCCAGCAGUUCCUCCUUGGCCUGUCGUUCGUGCACGGCCGUUCGAUUCUGCACUUGGAUGUCAAGCCCAAGAACAUCCUGGUCUUCGACGGCGUUCGUGCAGCACUGGCGGACUUCGGGCAUUCGGAGUCUGCUUCGGACGGUGCCUGCUCGGUCGUCGGCGAUCGCGUCUACACCGAGGCCUUUCGAUGCUCGGAGUGCCUGAUGGCAGGCGAUCGGAAGGUCAGAGUGACGUUCGCCGGCGACGUCUGGGCAGCCGCCGUCUCGUUGUUCGAGAUCUGCUCACCUGCAAAAGCCUCGCUGUGGACGGUCUCUCCCAAGACGUUCGUGCGGGAGACGGAGGAGCAGACAGCUCAGGCCAUUCGAGAGAUGGCCAUCGCAAAGAGUGCCAAGGUGAUGCCGUUCAAUCAGAACAUGGUGGACGUUCUGGAGAAGGUCUUCCUACCGGCCAGCCGAAGACUGUCGUUGUCGGGCAUGCUUCAGAGCAUCCAAAGAGACCGACGAGCACUCGGCCAGGCCCGAUCGUUUUGA